Molecule: messenger RNA, 1918 nt
Organism: Girardinichthys multiradiatus
Lineage: Eukaryota; Metazoa; Chordata; Actinopteri; Cyprinodontiformes; Goodeidae
Gene: dmrt3a
Product: doublesex and mab-3 related transcription factor 3a
Exons: 2
Coding region: 61-1647 (528 amino acids)
Biological process (GO): male sex differentiation; regulation of transcription by RNA polymerase II
Cellular component (GO): nucleus
Molecular function (GO): DNA-binding transcription factor activity, RNA polymerase II-specific; protein binding; RNA polymerase II cis-regulatory region sequence-specific DNA binding
Source: RefSeq, a predicted model, not a curated record
GCCGCGUUGACGCGAGUGACAGCGUUUGGUUACUCGUCUCCAUAAGAGCGUGUCAGUGUGAUGCAUAUCUGUGCUGUCAGCCGCAGGAAAAGUGGAUCUUCCACUACAAGCCAACACCUCUUAUCUCCAUCCUGUCAUCCGUGCAGUAAAGCGGCUUCUUCCAGCUCCAUCUCUCUGACUGAUCUCAACAAUCCUCCAGCAGAUGUUCUUGCGCGUCCAGGAAAACUUGCUGCGACCGACAGAAUGAACGGUUACGGAUCCCCGUACCUCUACAUGGGGGCUCCGGUGUCCCAGCCCCGGGCUCCGCUGCAGAGGACACCCAAGUGCGCCCGGUGCCGAAACCACGGCGUCCUGUCGUGGCUCAAAGGACACAAGCGUUACUGCCGCUUCAAGGACUGCACCUGCGAGAAGUGCAUCCUCAUCAUCGAGCGGCAGCGCGUCAUGGCGGCGCAGGUGGCGCUCCGGAGGCAGCAGGCCAACGAGAGCCUGGAGAGCCUCAUCCCGGAGUCCCUCAGAGUGCUGCCGGGCAUCGGUACGAGCGGGGCCGGCGAGGGGAACCAGGGAGCCCCGCUGAGGACGGAGGAGCUGGAGAUAAGGUGGAGCGGCUCGGAGCCUCUGCAGGCCGGAGCGCAAACACGCACAGAAGCUGCAGAUGACGGCCCAGAGGAGGCUUCGGGAGGCGAGAACACCGGCAGCUCCAGUGAGAAGGAGCAGGACCCGGUCAGCUCUCCUGAGGGCUCCAAGCCAAACUCCUGCUACACCCCGGAGCCCUCAGAGACCGCCUCCCAGCCGGAGGAGAGCCGCUUCAGCCUCCUCAAAGCCAGCAACGCUGAGAAGGAGGCCAAAGCCGACAGUCCUCAGAGACACCCGUCCGGCUCAGGUGACCAGAACCUGCUGAUUGAAGGGCUCUCCGGCUCCAUCAACCUGCCGUUCAGCCUCAGGGCCAACAGGCCUCCGCUGGAGGUUCUCAAGAAGAUCUUCCCCACGCACAAGCCCCCGGUGCUGGAGCUCAUCCUGCGGGGAUGUGGGGGAGAUCUGGUCGGGGCCAUCGAGGUGCUGCUGUCCAGCCGGAAUCCGGAUGGAAGCCCGCAACCUCACGCAGAGCCUCACUCGGUUCCGGAGGGCCUGGUUCUGCCCUCAAAUGGACACCUGUUCGAGCACACGCUGGGCUCCUACCACCCAGUGUCCUCCUCUGCCAAAUGGUCGGUGGGCUCCGCAUUCCGUGUCCCGGACUCCCUCCGGUUCGGGUCAGACCCCACCUCGGGCGCGCUUGGUGUCCCCCUGCAGCACCCGUCCUUCCCGCAGCCUGCGCGCUACCCGCUCAUGCUGCGCAGCUCGCUGACGCGCAGCCAGAGCGGCCCCUUCGUGCACAACGACGUGACCCUUUGGAACACCGUGGCCCUGCAGCAGCAGUACCAGCUCCGUUCCGCCGCGCAGUACGUCUCUCCCUUCGGCCCGGCAGGCCCCGGCGCCUCGGUGUUCCGCAGCUCCCCCAUGGUCCCCUCCAGAUCCUCCGAGGAGCAGCGCAUCAGCAUCCAGGAGGAGAGCUGCACGCUGGGACCCAAAGCGGGCCACUACUCCCCGGAUGAGGAGUAUGAAAAACGCUCUGACUCCGCAGACUCCAGCAUCCUGAACUCUUCCACUUGAAAUAAGAGCGGCUGCUGGACGAUUAAAGAACCAAAAAUACGGGCCGCUGUGAACGGACACAGCGCGCAAAGCGCUGUUUGUGUUGUUGAAACUGUCUGAACAUUAACAAGAUGUCAGCGGACUUGACCAAAAAGGGAUGAAUGUACCAGACUGAGCUUUUUCCUGUGAGCAUGUUCAUGAUGUAAGGAUCAACACUGCAUGUCCAAAAUGCCAAAUAAAUCUGUUGUCGAAAUGGAUAAGCUUGUUUUCCUUAGUACCGCUGAAUUACGGU